AUGGAGGCAUCGAACACAACAGAGAACGACACGAAAAUGCGGGAGUCUUCCUCGUUCCCUUCCUCGACUGCGGAGGCGCACUUGGAGGAGGAGGCGCGCAUGAGCGACUCGCUGUCGAGUGUACCGACGGACGACGAGAAAACGAAGGAAGAGGACGAUGAUGCCGUCGAGGGAACCCCGGAAGAAAGAAUGACAAUCGCCCUCUCCUGCAAAGAUGCAGGAAACGACGUCUUCAAGAGUGGAGACAUCGCGGCAGCGAAAGCCAAGUACACGGAGGGCCUGAAGCAGCUGAAGGAUUUGGAUUUUGGGGACGCGAAAAGGCUGCGCGUCGCGUUGAACUCGAACGUAGCGAUGUGCUGCAUCAAAGCCGAAGACUGGUCCGAGGCGAUUGCCGCCGCGAAUGCCGUUCUCGAGGAAGAGCCCGAAAACGUGAAGGCUCUGUAUCGUCGCGGCGUAGCCCGCAGCGCCUUUGGUUUCUACGGGGAGGCGAAGGCGGAUCUUCUCCAAGUUGCGCGUUUGGAUCCGAAGAACGCAGAUGCGCGCAAAGAACUCGAGAAGGUGAAGGAGCGAAUUGCCAAGCACAACGCCGAGAAGAAAAAGGCUUUCAGCGGCCUCUUUGACAGAGCGGCAGGAAUGUACGCGGACCGAGAAGAGCAGAUGCGGCAAAAGCGGUUGCAGGCGGCGGAAGAGGAGAAGAAGCAAAGGGCGACUUGGGAGAAGGAAAUGGAGGAGCGAAGAGAGAAGGGCGAAGAAGAGAUCUCUUUCGACGCGUGGAAAGACGAGCAUCGGAAAGCCGAGGAAAAAAAAGACAAGCAACGCCGCGAGCGGAACAACUCCCCCGCGUCGUCGCCUUCGACGACAGCUUCCUCAGGGCGAACGAGCAAGGCGUCAGGGGGAGUGGAGUGUCUGGAACUCGACGAAGAAGACCAGAAGAUCAUCGACGAAACGAAGAAGAUGGGUUACUGCUACUUCCGUCGAGAUCUGACAGAAGAGGAAAAGAAACUGAAUGCACAGCACCGACCGACGCGAAUCGAACCCGAAGACGCGAGCGCCGCAGCGGGCACCGCUGGGGGGCGGUCGACAGUUGCAUCCAACGCCGAGAACGCUUCGACUGGAGCCAAACAGAGCGGCGUCUCUUCCUGGAACUCCGCUGGAACCACGUACGAGGAAAAAGACGUCUCGGAGUGGGCUAAGAAGCGAUUCGAGGAGCGGUUGAAAGAAGCGAAAGUUGUUCGCGGCAGCGACAUCGAUUCCCUCCUUCAAAACCCCGAGCAGCUCGGAUCGUCGAAGGGCGGCGAAUCCGCGGAUCCUCUCGCCUCUUUGCAGAAACUCAUGGGGCAGUUCAUGCAUACAGAAAUCAAGUGCAAAGAGGUGACAGGCUUGACGGGAGAUGCGCAGGUCGUCGUGAUGCGAGGGACGAAACGUUUCCUGUUUGAAUUCGCAUGCACCGUCGUCUUCGAAGUGUCCGGGGAGCUCACGCUCCCAGACAACGGACUCGUGCCGACAGCUGGCGAGAAAGACGACACCAAGUUCUGCUACAAAGGAGAGAUUUCGCUUCCGGAAGUGAGCAGUGCAGACGGCAAGGGCGAGGCGUGGCUGACGGGCAGUCGCAUCAAAAUGAAACAGAAAGUGGAUCCUCGCAACCAAGCAAUUGUCGACGAGUGCAUCGAUGCCUUCAAGAAGCAACUGGUUCACCAAAUUCACCAAUUCCUUGCGGACUUCUCCAAGACAGCGUGA
This is a messenger RNA of Neospora caninum, 1737 nucleotides long. RefSeq names its product Peptidylprolyl isomerase D (Cyclophilin D),related. Bases 1 to 1737 code for a protein of 578 amino acids. The transcript has 12 exons. NCBI's taxonomy places the organism in Eukaryota, Apicomplexa, Conoidasida, Eucoccidiorida, Sarcocystidae. Gene Ontology annotation, molecular function: protein-folding chaperone binding; ATPase activator activity. The record is from RefSeq and is a predicted model, not a curated record.